This is a messenger RNA of Thlaspi arvense, 1557 nucleotides long. Lineage: Eukaryota; Viridiplantae; Streptophyta; Magnoliopsida; Brassicales; Brassicaceae. The record is from the annotation of a GenBank genome assembly.
AUGGCCGACUCGACUCGGCCGCUUCUCUCCGGUUCCAACUCGUCGGAGUCCAAGCUUCCACUACCAAGGUCCCUCGACGAGACGAUCGAGCAGUGCAUUGGAAACUUCGGGUGGGCACAGUUUCUCCAAGCGGCUCUAGUCUCACUCGCUUGGGUCUUCGACGCUCAGCAAACAUUCAUCACCGUCUUCACAGACUCACAGCCCACGUGGCACUGCGUCGACUCGGACCGAUUCAACUUCAUCUGCAACUCGUCCUCUAACCUCUGCACCUUACCCAAUCAAGCCUGGUCUUGGGACUUCAACCCACACGUGUCAAUCAUAUCCGAGUGGGGCCUACAAUGCGCCAGCUCGUUGCUCAAAGGGUUACCCGCAAGUUCCUUCUUUCUUGGCUGUCUAAUCGGCGGCUUAGCUCUCUCUACGCUCGCCGACUCAUCGCUUGGUCGUAAGAACAUGCUCAUGUUAUCAUGUCUCAUAAUGUCUCUGUCUUCAAUGUUAACAGCUUUCUCAACAAGCAUUUGGGUUUACGCGUUCUUGAGAUUCUUGAAUGGAUUCGGUCGAGCCACAGUCGGGACUUGCGCGCUCGUUCUAUCGACGGAGUUAGUCGGUAAAAAAUGGCGAGGACAAGUCGGUGCGAUGGGUUUCUUUUGCUUCACGUUAGGGUUUUUGUCGCUUCCGAUAUUAGGUUACGUUAAUAACGGGAAUUCUUGGAGGUAUCUCUACGUUUGGACAACUAUACCGACACUAAUUUACUGUAGUUUAGUCCGAAUUUUUGUCCGCGAGUCUCCUAGAUGGCUUAUCGUAAAGGGUCGUAAAGAAGAAGCCAUCUCGAUUCUCCAUAGCAUUGCUUCUAAUGCAAUAACUACGAGUUUCUCGAACUUAUCAUUGGAUGUACAAGAGGAUCAAACCAAGUCAAACCCUGAUGUUUACGACGCAUUGAAGAUCUUAGUGAGGAAACCUUGGUCACUUAGGAGAUUAUUAGCGGUUAUGGCGGUUGGAUUCGGUAUUGGUAUGGUUUACUACGGAAUGCCAUUAGCUUUAGCGAAUCUAAACUUCAAUCUUUACCUAGGUGUCGUGUUCAACGCCUUGUCUGAAUUUCCAGCGUUUUUAAUAACGUUUUUCUUUAUUGAUAAAAUCAAUAGAAGAGACGCGUUGAUCGGAUUCACGGCUCUAAGCGGAGUCUCUAGCGUUCUAAUCGCUGCGCUAGGACAGAAAAUAGGGUCACUACAGAUUGUGUUAGAGCUGGUUUCGUUUUUCAGCGCGUGUACGGCGUUCAACAUGACGCUUAUAUACACGAUUGAGCUGUUUCCGACGUGUGUGAGGAACUCGGCGAUUGCGAUGGUGAGGCAAGCGUUGGUGUUUGGCGGCGUAUUUAGUCCAGUGAUGGUGGCUGCUGGUCGGGAAAAUCAGUUUUGGUCGUAUGGGUUGUUUGGUUUGGUCAUAGGAUUGUUUGGAUUGUUUGUGGUUGGACUGCCAGAGACUAGAGGAACUGUUUUAUGUGACACUAUGGAUGAAGAAGAGUAUAAAAAUUUAGCAAAAGAACAAAAUAUUGGUGAAUGA